UUCUAUAGAUAAAAGUUUUUGCGGUAUUUAAACGUAAGCGUCUAACCUUGUUGCUGCGGCGCAGAAACCUCGCACGCGAACCGCGUGUUUCGCAAUUCAACCGCUAAACACAGCUCUUUCCAUGGACCAAAAGCGGAAGGAGAAAACAGCUCUGUUUUGGUUUGAGCCACUACACAAAAGCCAGACUCCCGCGGUGUUGCCAUUUUAUUCUCAACAUGGCUAGGUAAUAAAAAGUAGGCUGUAAUAAUACCAACAUAAGAAACUGGAAAGAAUCACUUUGUAGCACGAUCGUCUUUGUAGACUCCACGUGCGUGACAGUUGUGGUUAUGUUUCCUAGUGUACAGUAUAGCUGGUAUGAUUAUAUUAACAAUUUAUUACUGUAAGAGUACCAUAAAAAUUAAAUGAACCAUGUCAACUUGUAAAAUACAUAAUAUCAGAUUUUAUAAUCUUGAACCCCGGUCUGUUACUUGUAUAUCGUAUGAAUGUAAGACGAAAAAGCUAGCACUUGCAAGGAAUGAUAAUUCGAUUGAAGUUUGGAAUGUUGGAAAUGCUCCUUUUGUGGAGUACACAAUACCUGGUCAUGCGGCAAAUUCUAUAGAGAGCAUCCUUUGGAUUGGUCCAAGGUUGUUUUCUACUGGUCUUCAUGGCAUGAUAGCAGAAUAUGAUUUAACAAUGUUGACUAUUAAAAGUGAAGCAGCAGUAACUGGAGGUGCAGCUUGGUGUAUGGAUGUUAAUCGUAACAAAACAUCUUUAGCUGUUGGUACAGAAGAUGGAUAUAUCAAUACAUUUAUUGUUACUUCUGAUGCAUUAGUAUAUGAGAGGAUAUUUGAUAAACAAAAAGGUAGAAUCCUUUGUAUUAAAUGGGACAACACUGGGGAGAUGAUUUAUACAGGUUCAACUGAUACGAUUAGAGUUUGGAAUGCCAUAUCAGGUCAUGCGAUUCAUAAAAUGACAACUUCUAGAAAAGAAGCAAAGAAAGAAACCAUUAUUUGGUGUUUAGAAGUCACUGAUGAUAAUGUUAUAAUUUCUGGAGAUUCCAGAGGAUGUUUAUCAUUUUGGGAUCCUCAUAUGGGAACAUUAAUUGAAUCCCAUGAAAGUCAUACAGCCGAUAUAUUAGCUGUCACCUUGUCCCAUGAUAUGAAUACUGUCUAUUGUGCUGGCGUUGAUCCUGUAGUAAGAAGUUUUUGUAAAAUAAUCGUAAAAUCUAGUGGUAGACCACAGUGGGUAAAAGGUAUUGAAAGAAGAUUGCAUGCUCAUGAUGUAAGAGCUUUGGUAGAGGCAGAUGGAAAAUUAUAUUCAGCUGGCGUAGAUGGAUAUCUAGCCCAAUCGAGUUACCCGCCAAAAGUGUUAGUUAAAUAUCCACCAUUACUUCAGCCACCAUGUGCUGCUGUUUGUAGGAAAUCGAGAUGUAUUUUUUUAAGAUAUCCAAAUUAUCUUGAGUUGUGGAGACUCGGUUCAUCCACUAAACCACCUCCAGAAUCAAUUCGUCCUGGUAUGCUUCAUCAGUUAGAAGAAGAACCCAUAAAAUUGUUGCAAUUGAAAACGAAAAGGGACGAAAAUAUUAUCUCGUGCGCAAUUAACAAAGACUCGAAGACAAUCGUUUAUUCAACGGACAGCCACCUUAGAGUUUUUAAUUUUGAUGUGGUUGAAGGUGACAGACAGUUAUCAAGGAACGGCACUGACAUUCCUGCUACUAGGAUACAAAAAAUGUUAUUUAGUCCGAAUGGAAAAUUAUUUGUAACAAUAAAUAACGAUGGAAGAAAAAACGCUGUGACGUUAUAUAAUGUUGAAAAAAAGCAUUUAAGGCAUCUUGGUUAUUUUCACACGAACAGGGAAACCAUUAUAAAUGUUGGUCUUGUAUGUUUUUCUCCUGAUAGCAAAUUUUUAGUUUGCGCCGAUCGUAAAGGUAGCAUUGCAGUCUAUAAUAUUAGCGAGAUCACAAGUUCUGAUUCACCUGCGGCAUGGUUGUUGCCCAAAUACAGUUGCCCACCGACAGCCAUGGCCAUCCAGAAAGAUACUUUAAAUUUAGUAAUUGUAUAUUCAGAUCACAAGAUCGUUGAGUACAACAUUUUGCAAAGACAGUACACUAAGUUUUCGAACAAUUUGCAAAAUAAAUUACCGAAGCAGUGGUUGGUUCGGUCUUUUCCCAUAACGAACAUAAUCUUCGAUCCGCGCAACGAGAACAUUAUAAUAAUGCACGAUGACUCGAACGUUUACGUAAUCGACAAAUCGAACGAAUUUUCGGAAAAAAAUGCAAAAAUUCUGAAGCGCGAAAACGGCGACUUUGCAGACGACAGUAGUAACUUCGCCUUAAGUUCGCAGUCUCAACAAGCUUUUCAAGUUCUCAAAAAGUAUAAGCACCUUGUGUACUUGGAUUGGUUGAACGACGAAGAAUUGGUCGCAGUCGAAGUGAACCCUACGUCUCUGACGGAGAAGUUACCACCGACUCUCAAACAGAAGUGGUUUGGAAUGUAAAUAUACCGUGACAAAGAAAAUGAAAUCGCAUUUUUUAGCGGGAUAUUGUACGCGAAGCCAUGAUCAUGUCUCAUGGGCAAUACAUUCUACUUUGGAAAUUUCGGAUCAUAAUUUCCACAACGCGUUAUCGCGAUUCUGCUGUUUAUAGCUAAGCCAGAUUAUUUUUCAAUACAUUUGUUACCGUGUACAAUGAUUGUGUAAAAAAUAAAUAUUUCACAACAGA
This is a messenger RNA of Ceratina calcarata, 2698 nucleotides long. It is a transcript of the gene l(3)72Dn, whose product is annotated as UTP4 small subunit processome component l(3)72Dn. Gene Ontology annotation, cellular component: t-UTP complex; small-subunit processome; 90S preribosome. Gene Ontology annotation, biological process: maturation of SSU-rRNA from tricistronic rRNA transcript (SSU-rRNA, 5.8S rRNA, LSU-rRNA). The coding region runs from base 409 to 2475 and encodes 688 amino acids. The transcript has 5 exons. The record is from RefSeq and is a predicted model, not a curated record. NCBI's taxonomy places the organism in Eukaryota, Metazoa, Arthropoda, Insecta, Hymenoptera, Apidae. Gene Ontology annotation, molecular function: RNA binding; protein binding.